GCCAGACUGACUGAUGAUGUAACUAAUGAAGGAAUGGACUUUGAGUCUAAUGACUUUAUGGGAUGGAACAGAUCUUUUGAUCUUGAGUUUAGCUUUGAAUCUCAAUCUCAAGAUUUGUUCUUGACUCGUGUUGAUAUAUAUUAUUAUAACAAUCCAUCAGGAGGAUAUGGACUGCCUGAUAUAAGGACUGGUAUAUCUACUACUGGCACUGAAGAUAGUUAUACUAAUGUUGUCAGUACAUUUAUUGAUAAUUCAGAAGUAUCUCAGUCUGAUGAUAAUGUUCAAAUGCUCUCACUGAUCAUACUUACUCCACAGAAUUUCUUAUUUUUAUAUCAGUUCUUUCGUUUGCAGUUCAUUUUUUCAUCAUCUUUUGCUGCAACUCAAACAUUCAUCAGUGAAAUGAAGUUCUUCACUAACACAGACACUUCAUUUCCUGCUGUUCCUAUUGUAUUCAUGUCUCCUAAUCAAACACUGCAGCCUGAUACAGUACAGUCAUCUCUUACCUUAUCCUGUACAGUCGACAAUAAUGGAACCUUUGCCUGGACUUGGACUGGCCCUGGAGUUAGUGAUGGAGAUAUUAAAGCAGCAGAUACCACAAGGACCAGUAUAUUGAUGUUAUCUAAUAUCAGUGCUGCUGAUGCUGGGGAUUAUACCUGUUCUGCCUCUUAUCUGGCAUUUGGUGAUUCUCUUGAUCCUUCGAAUAUUGUUUUUAAUUCCAUAAAACCUGACAUGAAUACUACAAAUAACAUCAGUUUAACACUUUCUAGUAAUGUAUCAGCAGAAGUCUAUUAUGAUGGACUGUUAGUACGAGCAGGGAAUACAGUGACUGUUCAAAAAGACACUCACGUCACACUAUCAUGUACUUUCACUGGAUACCUACCAGCGGAUUAUCAGAUCAAUUGGAUGGACAGCAGCAACAUGGCUGAUGGUACUAUAACUAAUGGUGAUGAUACUCGGAAUAUUUCUCAAAGAGGUGGUUUUUCUACUAGUCCAGCUGUACAGAGUAACUAUACUAUACUGUCAGUUGAAGUAGAUGACAGUGGUCCCUAUACUUGUAGUAUGGAUGGAACUGAACUGAAGGAAACUAUAUCACUAAUGGUGACUAGUGCUACUGUAUCAU
This is a messenger RNA of Amphimedon queenslandica, 1120 nucleotides long. RefSeq lists its product as uncharacterized. The annotation marks the transcript as partial. The transcript is spliced from 3 exons. NCBI's taxonomy places the organism in Eukaryota, Metazoa, Porifera, Demospongiae, Haplosclerida, Niphatidae. The record is from RefSeq and is a predicted model, not a curated record.